This is a messenger RNA of Pocillopora meandrina, 5317 nucleotides long. The record is from the annotation of a GenBank genome assembly. Lineage: Eukaryota; Metazoa; Cnidaria; Anthozoa; Scleractinia; Pocilloporidae.
AUGGACCAAUGUUCCAUUCGAGUGGGCGCUGGGACAGCAACUUUUAUUAUUUUAAUGGUUACACGAGCAAAUAUUGGCCUACCCAUGAUCCUUGUGGAAGAAAUGGGCCCAACCAAAAGAAAAAUGUUCUUGAUCCACACGGUAACAUUUUUAUUCGAGCCGAGUAGCAAAGACAGACAAUGACAAACCUUUACACACGUAUCUUCUAGAGUUGGUUAACUUAUCUGCACAAAAUCAUUUCAUUACCUUGAAAACGUGUGACGAGAAUCAUCAUCAGGACUUUGAGGGUAUUAAACUGAUAGAACUCUAAAUUCUUCUAUCGUAAUUACUGAGAAAACCCCAUUAGAAGGGAGAAUUUCGGAUCAGAUCUUGGAGGCUGAAGGUUCAAGCGUGUAUCACUCUCGUAAGAUGACAACAGGCAAAGCACCAGUUACACUCAUCAUGAGAGAUCGGGGGAUUAUCUUUCAGAAUGUUUUUUUUCCAAUGGAAUUUUAGGUAAUUCAAAUCACUUCGCGAAACUUUGACUUGAUUAGGUGCUAGUUUCUUCUUUAUUGUUGUACAACAAAAUUUAAGCUCUCAAUGUUUUUAAUCAUGACUACUUUUACCGCUGAUGUUUACAAAACUCGUGCCAACCACUAAACCAGAUAGUGCAAUCAGCUAAACCAAUUUUUAGAAUAAAAUGAGUAAAUAAGAUUCACUUAGGGAAGCCUGGAUCAAUUACCCCAUUAAAUAAUUGUCGCCACGGGGUUUUUUUUCUUUUCAUAUUUCCAUGGAAAGGCCAGGAGUAAAGGGGUUGAGUAAUGAGCAUUAAUCAAUAGUAAAAACAUAUAACGGAGUUUUGAAAAUGGUGUACUGCGUGGAAACUGAGUUUUCCUUUUUAUGCUAACUACCUUUGAAAUGCUAAUAAAAACAACUUUUACUUCAUGUUAAGACCAUAGUGUUUGCUAUUACUCAUUCUGCAUUUAUAAACCUUAAUUGAUAUAUUUCAGGAGCUUUCCAAAACCACUUUGAGUUUUUUUGGUAAUUGAGUACAGCCACCUGACCAAAUAAAUUCUCGUUAGAUUUCUGGAUAUCAAUGUCGCCACACUUUUUUUUUAUAUUUCCAUAGAAAGGCCAGGAGCAUUAAGUAAUAUUAAAAACAUGUAACGGAGUUUCAAAAUUGUGACUGCGUGGAAACUUAGUUUGCCCUUUAGGCUAACUACCUUCGAAAUGCUAAUAAAAACAACUUGCAUUUCAUGUUAAGACCAUAGUGUUUGCUAUGACUUAUUCUGCAUUAAUAAACCGUAAUUGAUAUAUUUCAGAAGCUUUCCAAAACCACUUUGAGUUUUUUUGGCAAUUGAGUACAGCCACCUGAUCAAAUCAAUUCUCGUUAGAUUUCAGGAUAUUAUUACAGGUUUUUUUUUGCCUUUUAUGAUUGUUUUUUAGACACAUUGGGUAAAAAGGCAAAUUAAAGCUGAUAUGUAUUUCAAGGUUUUGAAUAACCCGUUCUGAACUUCUGAACACUCAAUCUUAUUUCCAGAAAGUCAUACACCCAUACUUUCUCCGAUCCCCGAGAGAAUGAUAAGUAAUGACAAAUAAAACAGAGCAUAAAAUCCUUUUAGGUUGUACUCGAAUGCAUUACGUUUAUUUUUGUUUGACAAACAAAACUCGAUAAAAUUACGAGGAGUAAAGAUCUGCUCCCAAUGUGCCUUUUCCCAUCGAUGAUGGCUUUAAUGUUUGUAAGUGACUUCUCCUCAAAGUCAUGUAAUGUAUUAAGCAAUAAUCCAACAGAGUCCUCCUAAUUUGAUUGUUCUUUGGUAUUCUAUCAUAUCAUUUUAAUUUCCUUUCUUGCAGAUCUUUGCGUGGGACGUAUAUGCUCUCAUAUUGGCUUUUUCGGUAACACCAAAGAUAUCUGCAGAAGAAGAUCAGGGCAUGUUCUUUCGCAUAGAAGAAAAUGCUUUUCUUAACAAUGAAAAUGCUCUUCUAAGUGAAAAGGCUGACUCUAUAUUGACCUGUGCUCAAAUGUGUAGGAGAGAAGCUGCUUGUAAAGGAGCAAAUUUCUUGGCAAACAAAGGCACCUGUUCGCUUUUUAACGAAGGACAACAGGCAAGGAAGAUGGAGAGAUUUGUAAAACGGAAUGGUUCUUUCUAUAUUGAAAAGGUAAAUCGAGAACUUUCGAGAUUUUUCCGUUGCCAUUUUGUGUUACCAUUUUUUUUAUUUAGUGCGAUCACAACUGAAUGAAACUUUCUUUGAGAGCCAGAUAUUUAGGCAAUGCUGUGCAGUUGUUGCUUUUCAUUUUAUCGUUUUAUUUCACAUGUUUAUGUUUCAAUGUGGUCUUCAUAAUCCUUUUUCUAAAGCUCGACUGGAAAUUCUAUGUUCUAAUGUUGGAAAUCUACGUAAGAGACUCGAUCGGGCGUUUAAAGUAAUUUGCGCUUAGAGGCCCAUUUCCAACUUUGAUGCAACGCGCGCCGCGCCCUAGUUUCCUGUAACACGAAAUUCUCAGAUCACUGAAAACCUUCUAAAAUCGCCUUUCUCAAGAGCCAUCCUGGACAUAUAGUCAACUGUUUUACGGUAAAUACAUUCGCUGUUCAUUAUUUACAGUUUCUUUACAGUAUUUUUAAUUUUGUCCAGAAGAUGUUUUUAAGUGGCACGCUUGGAUCUCUUCGUACUCUGUGAACAGAGUCGGCGAAAAGGACAACGUUUAAAUUUUUUCACUUUCUGGAAGCGCUAGAGGAUUCUAAAUAAAGAUAAAAUAUUUCCAAAAGAAAUUGGUAUUUUUCAAAGAGAAAUAUGAAAAAAUAUCAGACUGCCGGACCUUUAGUUAUUCGAAAACCGUGUCCGGUAGUGUCCGGUGUAAAUUUUCUUCGUGUCGCGCUUGGAUCUGUGUACAAGGUCAGCGAAACGGAUAACGUUGGCAUUUUUUCACCUUCUAGAAGCGCUUGAGGAUUGUAAAUGACGGUAGAAUAUUUUCCGAAGAAAAAUUGGUAUAUUUCAAAAAGAAAUGUGGAGUUGUUUGAGGACCGAGUCUAGCCGUGUCGAGCGCUUGGAUGGCUUCCUACUCUGUAUAAAGGGGUUAGCGAGGAACAUCAAGUUCGAAAUUUUAGGCUGCCUGGAAGCGCUUGAGGAUUAUAAAUAAAAGUAGAACAUUUUCCUAUAAAUAUUUUUUGGAUUUCGAAGAGAAAUAUGGAAAAAUAUCGUAUUGCAAGACGUUUGAUUAUUUUAAGUUUAGUCACUUCAUUGCAGGAACGUCAGCGACACUGACAGUUUGCGUUACAAUUCUUAUUUGCUCUUUUGCAUGGAAAACAACCUCGACCACUCUUUCGAACGCAAGUUCCUCUCCACGAGCAGGAAACUUCAACUAACCCUUGGUCCUAUUUAACAAGUAUGGCAAACUUCAAUUAAAAAAAAAAUUGAUGAAUGAAUGAAAACGUGGUGGCGUUCAACAUUUUCACCUUCUUCAGAAUGCUCGCAAGGAUUUUCGCGUUCCUCUUUAGCAACAACCGAUCCAUAAGCGUUUACUGCCUCGGAAUCUACCAAAUCAAUGGAUUCAUCUGAUUCCAUACCGAAUUAAAACGUAUAGAACUGUUUUAAACAGAAUUAUUAUGAUAAGUUCUUCAAAUUCAUCGGAGAAAACGCAGAAGGCAUUUUGAGACGUGACAAGGUAAAAAUAACUGACCAAUCAGAGGCGCUAUUUAAACAAAAGCGGUGGUUCAAAACAAAAACAAACGACCGCGUUGUAUCAAGGUUGGAAAUAAGCCUUAAGCAUGAAAAAAGCUGAAACAUGAGAGGGUAUUUGUGGAGUAACGUGAAUGGAUUGAGAUGAGACCUUAUUAAAAAAGUUAAGACGACACGACCCAUAGAAGCUCGUCUUAACAUCAAGAUCAUAAUUCAAAAGCAUAUGAAACGUUCGUUUAGUGGCAGAAGUCACUAACAAGUAAGACCACAGUCGCCCAAAGAGCCUUCAACACUUUCGUUCACAUGCGCAUGACGCGAAGUACGGGUACUAACUGAAUGUCUUGUUUAACUCCAAUUCAGGUCGACCUGACUGGCUCACCCCAAGGUGAAAGUUACGCUUAUGAAAAUUAUUACAUAUAUGUAAUGGAUAAAUAUUGAUGCACCAAGAUAAACUUGAAUUUUCAAGUUCUUCAUUUAUACCACGUUUUGGUGUCAUCCAUCCUCUGCCCUCUCUUCCAUUAUCCUUCCUGGCCUAUUGCUACCAGUUUUAGGUUUUCUGAAUACUUUACCUAAUUUUCGAUCGUCAUUAAAAUAAGAUACAAAGAAAUUAGGACAUGUAUCUAGCCAAGUAGAAUGGUUUCGAAUGUCCUCGUGGUCGUACGUUCACCGAUAAAAUCAUUUAUUUACAAGGUUAAUAGUGAAGAAAUGAUUGAGUUUGAAACCUAAUUAUCUAAGACAGCUCAACGUUAUCAUAAAAAAGAGGGAAAAAACCAAAUUAGAGUGCAUGUCAGGAAACGUUGGCCCAGCGUUAAAGUUAAUAUCGUUUUAAAUUGCUCAGUAACAUAAUACUGGUUCUUUGUUUGAUGAUCGUAACUAAAUUUAGGUCGCCAGCUCCAAUAGAGGACACUUUACUAGACUCGCUUUCAAUGAUGAAAUUAUUUUUCUAAUCUUCAACUUUAUGAUUGUAGACCAAAACACUUCUUCAACCCCUGGUUCUAACCAGCACUCAGCAGUAACCUCGUGCCAGACUCUCCUCAAACAAUCUCCUGCUACGUCCACGGGUGUUUAUUGGAUCGAUCCUGAUGAUGGAUCCCGGGCCAACGCUUUCAAAGCUUACUGUGACAUGGAUACUGAUGGAGGGGGCUGGACCCUUGUAUGGAGCUAUUCCUUCACUAACUACAGUCAUUUUAAAGAUGAUUCAAAUGCGGUCACUCCAAUACCAAAUUGGCUGGUUACGAAUAGGGUGAAUGUUCCUGUCUCCACAACUCCUCCAUUGAAUGAAACAGACUAUAAUGCCAUAAACUUCUCACUUUGGAAACAACUUGGCAGACAGUUCCUCAUCAAGAGCAACAUAAACAACUGGCUGGUGUGUCAGCCGGUAACUGGCAGCCUGGUUGAUUGGCAGAAUGGUGACGUCAACUGUAAAAUCACCAAAUACGUGGCUGAUCGUAGUGAAUCAGCUUCGGCGCCUUCCAAGUUUUUACCAAACGCCAACUAUGGACCAAUGUUCUAUUCGAGUAGGCGCUGGAACAGCACCUUUUACUAUUUUGAUAGUUACACGGCCAAAAAUUGGCCUACCCAUGAUCCUCUGGGAAGAAAUAAGCCCAACCAAAAGAAAAAUGUUCUUGAUCCACAUGGUAACAUUUUUAUUCGAGCCAAGUAG